AUUGGCUGGUAACCAGGAAGUUAUUGGGAUGAUUUUGGGAGCGCGAAAUCAGGAACUGUUGUAGUUUUUCCUAAAGGCUGCCCUACUACCCUACAUUUUAAGAAGGUAGUUGGUGUAGUUUCGACUCCCGUGUCUUUCGCCAUGUGUGAAAAGAUCGAAAAGGUGAACAGCUGGCUUAGCACCGUGUUCGGAGACCAGCCGGUGCCGCACUUUGAGGUCAACACAAGGACCGUGGACAUCCUGUACCAGCUGGCACAGUCCAGUGAAGCCCGGUGCAGUGACACGUCCCUGCUCAUAGAGGACCUCAAACAGAAAACAUCAGAGUAUCAGGCGGAGGGUGCUCAUCUCCAGGAAGUUCUCCUGCAAGGGGUUGGCCUCUCCUAUGCGAGCUUGUCUAAGCCCGCGUCUGAUUACUUGUCUGCGUUAGUGGACACCGCCAUGGUGCUCGGAGUCAGAGACACAUCGCUGGGCAGCUUUAUGCCUGCAGUGAACAACCUCACCAACGAACUUCUGGAGGCAGAGAAGUCAAACAGGAGGCUUGAGAGGGAACUGCAGGCACUCAGAAAGAGGCUUGGAGCGACUCUGGUGCUGCGGAGCACCUUACAAGAGGAUGCAAACAAAUUGGUCAAAUCUCAGGCUGUGGAGAGCGCUAAAGCAGAGGAGAGGCUGCUCAACAUGGAUUUCGUGACGGCAAAGGCCAAAGAGCUGGUCAACAGACGGGAGAGGGCAGAGGCUCAACUUGUAUCCAGGAACAUGGACAAGUCCAUCACCCACGAGGCUAUUGUCAAGCUCUCUGAGGAAGUCACUGCGCUGAAACAAGAAAUAAUCCCUUUGAAAAAGAAACUGGAGCCUUACAUGGACCUGAGCCCGAAUCCCUCUCUCGCUCAAGUGAAAAUAGAGGAAGCAAAAAGAGAACUGGCUGCACUCGAUUCGCAGUUGGAGAUGAAUAUGGAUUUUAAAUGAAGAUUUUUUGUAAUGUAAAAAUGUUUCCUGUUUUUGAGCUGUAAAUGUAGUCUAAUAAAGUAAGUUGCCAUGUCUGGGGACCUUUCUGGCCUAUCGUGGAUGUUGCACUCAGAAACUGUGGGGGGCGCCAAAUCACACAGAAGGCCAUUUUCUACUCACUGUUGCUUUAAAGCUCUAAAGUGUCCAAGCAAAUCUCUGUUAAUAUCUGUUAUAUAUAUAUAUAUAUAUAUAUGCUAUAUUUUACACUCAUAUGAAGUUGCCUAAGAUGGGGAUUUUUUUUUUGUAAUGGUUCACUCUCAUUAGAUCUGUCCUGUCCUGUAUUGUGAUGCAGUCUCUUUCAUCGUAACACCGCAAAAAAAAUCACAGCCCCUUAUUUUGAAUGCUCUGAGUCAAUAAAAAAAGCUUUGCUAGACUGAA
This is a messenger RNA of Acanthopagrus latus (yellowfin seabream), 1380 nucleotides long. RefSeq names its product HAUS augmin-like complex, subunit 1 (gene haus1). The transcript has 9 exons. Gene Ontology annotation, cellular component: HAUS complex; cytosol. Bases 142 to 963 code for a protein of 273 amino acids. Gene Ontology annotation, biological process: centrosome cycle; spindle assembly. The record is from RefSeq and is a predicted model, not a curated record. NCBI's taxonomy places the organism in Eukaryota, Metazoa, Chordata, Actinopteri, Spariformes, Sparidae.